Messenger RNA from Chroicocephalus ridibundus (black-headed gull), 1073 nucleotides. RefSeq names its product myeloid associated differentiation marker (gene MYADM). The coding region runs from base 11 to 874 and encodes 287 amino acids. The record is from RefSeq and is a predicted model, not a curated record. The transcript has a single exon. Lineage: Eukaryota; Metazoa; Chordata; Aves; Charadriiformes; Laridae. Gene Ontology annotation, cellular component: membrane.
GGCCGGGACCAUGGCCAUGGCGACGGUGAACCUCCGUGCCGUGACCUCCUGGGUGGGCAUCGCCCGGCUCUUUGCCGUCGUGCUGUCCUGCGUCGCCUUCAGCUUGGUGGCCUCCACGGGGGAGUACAAGAGUCCCUAUGGGACGUGGUGCAUGUUCACCUGGUGCUUCUGCUUCGCCGUGACGCUGGUGGUGCUCGUGCUGGAGCUGCUGGAGUUCUACUCUGCGCUGCCAAUCUCCUGGGAUGACUUCACCUCGGCUUUCUCCAUGCUGGCGGCGUUGAUGGUCUUCACCACCUCGGUGGUCUACCCCUCCACCUCCAUCGGCAGCCCCUGCAGCAGCCACUGUGCCCAGAAGGCUGUGGCCACCACCGCCUCCUGCCUCUGCUUCCUCGCCUACGCCCUCGAGGUGGGGCUGACCCGCGCCAAGCCGGGGGACAUCAGCAGCUUCCUCUCCACCGUGCCAGGCCUCCUCAAGGUCUUUGAAGUCUACGUGGCCUGCCUCAUCUUCUCCUUGCUGGAUAGCUACGCUUCAGAAGCCGGCCUGCAGUGGUGCGUGGCUGUCUACUCCAUCUGCUUCAUCAUCACCUUCCUCAUCAUCAUCUUCACCAUCGGCCGGUGCCUCGCCUACAUUCCCUGCCCGCUGGAGAAGAUGCUGGUGGGCUACAACGCCCUGGCCCUGGUGAUGUACAUCACCGCCACCGUCCUCUGGCCCCUUUACAGCUUCAAGGACACUAAACGCCCCAACCCCUGCAACAGUGAGUGCACCUGGAACAAGCACCUGGGGGUCACCUUCCUCACCAUCUUCAACCUCAUUGCCUACUUGGUGGACCUGAUCUACUCCACCAGGAUGGUCUUCAUCAGGACCCCUUCAUAAGGGCGAGGGGUGGCCCCUGUGGGGCGAGGGGUGGUGGGACGCGGCUUGGGGGCCGGUGCUGGUGUGGGGCUGCCAGCGGAGCUGAGGAAGAGGUUGGACGCCUCGGAAAGCUCCUUCUCCCCGCGCCAGAGCGGAGAGGCACCGGGUGCUCCUGCAGGGAGCCCGGCCUGGGGAGGGGGCCUGGUGAGGGGGUCCAGGG